CCAACAUUUAAUUUUCUCCAUCCUCAGUUUUGAAGUUUGAUAGUACCGGUCUGUGCUUCAAAGGACAUGACAGCUAAUUCAUGAAUAUUUCGGGAAGUGGGGAACAUUAUUAUGAGAUUUGCUUUAACCAUCACAAUUAGAAUCUACGACUAAUUAGAAAUUAUUUAAUCAUGAUUAAUGAAGCUAGCCAGGUUCCAGGAAGGUCACUUUUGUGAUCUAGUCCUUUUUUUCCUUUCUCAGUACCAAGUCUUUAAAGCGUUUUUAUUUGGACAUCGGAAUUUCACAUUUCACGUCCAUCGCUUGAAUUGUUCGUCCAUGCACGAACCAUGCAUGUGGCAGGAGGUAUAGGUUACAUGAUAUAUACAGGCUGUUGGUACUUGUAGUACUAUUCUUAGCUAGCUGAUAAUUCCUCCUAAAUAUCCUGUUUUUCGUCUUCAAACACUUAAGAUUGAAUCUUUAAGUUAUGAUAAUCUAAUCAUAUGGAGGUUUACCAGUUGAUUAGAUUAAUUAAUGAAUUCGUACAUUUUUAAGCUUUAUUUUCCCAGUUGGAGUAAGAAAGUACCCAACAGUUACAGCCUACCCUAAGUGGUUGUAUCCUACGCAUCCUUGAUGCUUUCAAGGUAACUCUGGAACUUAUAAAAAGAGAUCUUUUAGAUAUCAUUUCAUCAUUUCCAAAUCAACUUUAGAACUAUAAGAUUGUUCAUCACUUGAAAUUAAAGAAGCAAAAACAAAAAUGGCUUGCAAUUGGUCUGCUGAAAAUGCUACUAAAGCUUACCUCAAAACCUUAAAAAUGGGAAAAUUAGCUAAGGAACCAGCUGUAGCUGAAUUUGUAUCGGCUCUUGCAGCCGGUAACAGCGGGCACUUCAUGGUUGAAGCCUGUUCAGGCAUUGCCGGAGCAUCAACACUAGCAUUAGUAGUGGCGGCUCACCAAACCGGUGGUCGUGUAGUUUGCAUUCUUCGUGGACAUGAAGAGCUCGAAUCUUCACGAAAUGCACUAGGCCCAAAUGCUAAGUUUGUUGAUUUUGUUGUUGGAGAUGCACGCAGGCUUUUAUUGAACUGCUACAAAGGAGCCGACUUUGUUCUUAUCGAUUGCAAUUUAGAUGAUCAUGAAGGUAUUCUUCGAGCCGUUCAAGAAGGUGCAGUUAAUAAAGGCGCUGUUGUGGUGGGUUAUAAUGCAUUUAGCAAGGGAUCCCGGUGGAAUAAGAGUGGGUUUAAGACCCAACUGUUACCUAUAGGAGAAGGCUUGUUGGUGUGCAGAGUACCUGCAAGUAAUAAGAAAAUAGAUUUAAUGGCAGCGAAGAAUAAGAGUCAUUGGGUUGUUAGAAUAGAUAAAUGCACAGGCGAAGAACAUGUUUUCAGGGUUUUAAAAUCAUCAUCUAUUCAUCAUCAAAACAAAGUGAUAAAAGCUUAAUAUAGUUGAACUUGAGUAAUUAGUACUAAUUCAUUAGUUAUAUUUGUAGGCUUUCAACAUUUUAAUUAGGAAGGUUACACAAAGUAGUUAGGUUUAUAACAUGAACUAGUAGUGUUGUAAUUUAAAUUCCUUGAAAGAGUCGUUGAUCGAUUGUACAUAACUAUAUGUUGACUUGUAAUAUCUAUAU
This is a messenger RNA of Papaver somniferum (opium poppy), 1598 nucleotides long. RefSeq lists its product as uncharacterized. The record is from RefSeq and is a predicted model, not a curated record. Lineage: Eukaryota; Viridiplantae; Streptophyta; Magnoliopsida; Ranunculales; Papaveraceae. The transcript is spliced from 2 exons. Bases 734 to 1411 code for a protein of 225 amino acids.